CAGAGGUGGAACUGGGUUUAAGUGAGGCAGCGGCUGCACCUUCCAAAAGGGGAUUUGCAAGAACCAUCUUAGCGCCAGCCUUCUUUGCAGCCAGGAAGGAGGAGGGGUGCCCUGUUGCUUCAGACUGAAAACUCCCCUGGGUUCUGGAGCUGUGAUUUUGAAUGAAAAGAGGCAUAGGCAAAACAGAAGGGCUGAGCUUCUGGUGCUAAAAGGAGCUGUGAAAAGUAACAGGACUGCAUAUUUCUCACCUCUGGUUAGUAGCAUCUUCUUCACAUCAGUACAGACAAAACUGUAUUUGGGGAGGAAAUAGUGUAAUAAUGUGUGUGCCUUGUUUUUAUUCUCUAGUUGCAUUUCUUGAAGGAUUUCUGCCUUUUGUUUAUCCAUUUCCUCAAUUCAACAUCUUUUUAUCCUGCCUUUAGGAACUCAGGGUAGAGUACAAGCCCCACCAAGGCCAGCCCCAUCCUUGGGCAGACUGAAGCAGCUGCCUCGGGUGGUAAAUCUCCAGAAAGCCUUCUGACCCUGAGAGGCGGCAGAAUUUUGUUUUGGCUUCCUUUUGGCACUGCCCCAUUCAUCAAGCAUCAUGGCGCUUCCCCAGGUAGGCAGUUUUCUAUGAGAGGGCUGGACUCUGGCUCGGGGAAUAAAAACACAAGAGUGGAAAGAAAACGGGAUUGUGAUGGUUACAAAUGAUAGCUAUUGACUCUGUACUAUGCAGGUGACUUUUGAGGAGGUGGCUGUGUAUUUCACUGAGCAGGAAUGGGCCUUGCUGGAUGCGAAUGAGAGAGCCUUAUAUUGGGAUGUCAUACAGGCGAACUACGAGCACCUGACUUCACUCGGUAAGUGCUCUGCCUAGUGUUAAAAGCUUGGGUUUCUCAGAUGUAUGCAGGAUUGUUUUUUUUUUUUCAAGGAUCCAGCAAACAAGUUAAAAGAAACCCGGUUCUUUAUCUCUCUGGAUGUUCUAAAACACACCAGAGCGAUACAUUAAUAUUGUUAAUACAAUAUUACACUCAUUCCUAUUGUGGUUGUUGUUUAGUCGUGUCCGACUCUUCGUGACCCCAUGGACCAGAGCACGCCAGGCACUCCUGUCUUCCACUGCCUCCCGCAGUUUGGUCAAACUCAUGCUGGUAGCCUCGACAACACUAUCCCACCAUCUCGUCCUCUGUCGUCCCCUUCUCCUUGUGCCCUCCAUCUUUCCCAACAUCAGGGUCUUUUCCAGGGAGUCUUCUCUUCUCAUGAGGUGGCCAAAGUAUUGGAGCCUCAGCUUCAGGAUCUGUCCUUCCAGUGAGCACUCAGGGCUGAUUUCCUUAAGAAUGGAGAGGUUUGAUCUUCUUGCAGUCCAUGGGACUCUCAAGAGUCUCCUCCAGCACCAUAAUUCAAAAGCAUCAAUUCUUCGGUGAUCAGCCUUCUUUAUGGUCCAGCUCUCACUUCCAUAAAGAAGGCUGAUCGCCAAAGAAUUGAUUGUAAGGAAUGUUUUACUAUGUUUUGUACAUGCUGUAAGCCGUCUAGAGUGGCUGGGGAAACCCAGCCAGAUGGGCAGGGUAUAAAUAAUACAAUUGUUAUUAUUAUUAAGGCUCAGGAUAGGUUAUAAACAAUAGGCAUAAGCCAAUCAUAGUUGCGCAUUUGAUGGCAGAAAGGAUCAUCUUUAUGAUGAUGAUCUGUGGAGACAGAGUUUUCCUUUUUUAUUAUGCACUUUAAAUCAGAAGGCCUAGGUAAAGGUAAAGGACCCCUGGAUGGUUAAGUCCAGUCAAAGGCGACUAUGGGGUUGCGGGGCUCAUCUCGCUUUCAGGCCGAGGGAGCUGGCGUUUGUCCGCAGACAGCUUUCCGGGUCACAUGGCCAGCAUGACUAAAACACUUCUAGCACAACAGAACACCAUGACGGAAACCAGACCGCACAGAAACGUAUCUUCCCACCGCAGUGGUACCUAUUUAUCUACUUGCACUGGCGUGCUUUCGAACUGCUAGGUUAGCAGGAGCUGGAACAGAGCAACGGGAGCUCACCCUGUUGUGUGGAUUCGAACCGCCAACCUGGCAAGCCUAUGUUUUUCUUGCUCAUGGGCACCUGCAGAAUCCAUCAUGGUUUGUGUGAGUGAGGAAGCUGAGCUUUUGCCCUCUUUGCAGCAGCGCUCCCAAGUGCUAAACAGUUCCCCAAAGGAGGUAAUCUGCAAUCCUUCUUAGGUGUCAGAGAAACUACGGGGUUUGCAUUGGGAGACACCCACAGUGUGGAUGCAAAAUCUGUCUGGCAACCACAGCUUUUGAGAACGACACUUGCUCUGCUCUCUGUGUAGCCCCCAUGCUGUUUUAGGUGCCGUGUUGGUUUGUGAUGGACAAUUUGGGAAUAGCUUUUUUCCAUGUGUAGAUGCAAAUGUUCCAGAAAGUCUGUGAACGCCAUCUUGGUAGUCAAGAUAACCCCGAGACUAACUGGUAGUUGCUGCAAGAAUGAGCUCACGUAUGUUUAUUCACUUGCCUUGAUAUAUGCCAAUUGGCUUGCUUUGAUGCCAUGUUUAUCUGUGGGCCUGAGACGCGCGGUUAUUAUCUAUUAUAUCUAGGGUGGGGAGUUAUCCGUAAGACUUGGAGUCUUGCCACUAUGCCUUCCUUGCCAGGUGAAUCAAUGGGAGGUCCUGGCCCUAUUGGCUUAUGCUGUCUUGGUAUAAAUAAUGCAUAAAAGCUUUCCCAGGUGCAGACAAGUCAUGGCACUUUCUCCCUGGUGUGGUGUCCAUCCCAGGUCAAUGCUCUCCAUGCUGUGACUGGAUCUAGACACAUCAAAAAAGCGAUUCGGUUAAAUGCGUUGUAAACUCUGCAAAGGGAAAUCACCUUGGCGAAAGACAGGACUCCACAGCGCCAUCUGGUGUGUCACAGUGUUAUAACACACAUAAAGCGCUUUUUCUUUACGAAGGUAGCUGAGUCCUGUGUUGUGAGUCUACACUUCCUUCUAAUAAAGCACUGGAACGGAUCUCCCUGACGUUUUUGACACCCUUCUUUGGUAUCCCUGCACCAAACCACCCUCACAAACCCUCCUUUGCGCCUAUAAAUCAGGACACCCCAUAGGUCAGGCAUAGGCAAACUUCGGCCCUCCAGAUAUCUUGAGACUACAGUUCCCAACAUCCCUGACCACUGGUCCUGUUAGCUAGGGAUGAUGGGAGUUGUAGUCCCAAAACAUCUGGAGGGCUGGAGUUUGCCUAUGCCUGCCAUAGGUUGUAUGUGCCAAGCCCCUUCAAACUGCUUUGGAAUGGGUUAGGGUCUAGGUCUGAUAUCUAGGUCUGAUAGGUAGAGGCAGGAUGCUACUGCAGGGUUUUGGUCUCAUGGAGGUGUUUCCUUAAAAGAGAGAGAGUGGGGAGCAAAGUCAUGAGGCAUGAUGUGUAGACAGACGGCUCUUCUCUAAUCUCCAGGUGUCCUCCUCACUCCAACAGAUGGCAGGAUUUCAUCUUGGCUUCCUCUGGCACCCUCCCAUUCUCCUGUCACCAUGGAAACUCCCCAGGUAGGCCGGAAUCUGCAGGUGGGCCUGUUUCACAAAGUGGACAGGAAAUAUUCAAGUAUAACAUCUACAUCUGGAGAUGUGAUGAGGUUGAGGUUAUGUUCUUUCAUAUGUGGUGGACCUGUAAAAGGGUAAAAUAGAAUUGGGAAAAAAUUUAUAAUGAAUUGGGGGGGAAAUGUUUAAAAGCACCUUUCCAAAAAACCCCAGAGUCCUUUUUGUUGGGGAUAAUUCCACUACGGUGGCAUACAUAAAUUGUUUGCCCCAAAAUGGAAAAUGAUCGAGGCCCCAUCUAAAGAAGAAUGGCAACUUAAACUGUUGCGGAUCUUAACUUAUAGAAUAAGAGAACGAGAAGAACCUUUGCUUAAAGAAGAUUGGAAAAUGUUUAUUGAAUAUAUGGGGGAUAAUUGUGUAUACUUGAAAACGUUGGCAGCAUUAAGAUAAAUUCAACAGUGUAAAUAAGUUUUGAUGGAAGAAACAAUGGAAUUCUGAAUGGUUUGGUUUAUAUAAAAUAUGCAGGAAUUUAUGCUAUGCAAAAUGAACUAUGGAAAGAGAAGAAGGGAAGUCACUGAUAUUUUAAGGUCUAAAUUAAUAUUCUAAAUUGUAAGACAGUGUGUGUGAGAGAGAGAGAAAUACGCAAGUGUUGAAAGAAAAUGGGUGCCUCAUUAUUUCCUUUUCACCUAUCACAACAACAACAACAACACGAAAGAUAUCGACUGAAGGGGUUUCUUAAAAGGCUGUUGAAAUUAGCCCUGUGCUGAGAUUCUUGAUGCAGGGGGAGAGGGUGGAAACAAAGAAAAAGAAUCUUAAUUGUGGGUGGUGGCAGAGGAGGAAUUCCUAAAAAUAUAUAUAUAUAUAUAUAUAUAUAUAUAUAUAUAUAUAUGAGAGUUUGGAUUUGAUAUCCCGCCUUUCACUCCCUUUAAGGAGUCUCAAAGCGGCUCACAUUCUCCUUUCCCUUCCUCCCCCACAACAAACACUCUGUGAGGUGAGUGGGGCUGAGAGACUUCAAAGAAGUGUGACUGGCCCAAGGUCACCCAGCAGCUGCAUGUGGAGGAGCAGGGAAUCGAACCCAGUUCACCAGAUUACGAGUCCACCGCUCUUAACCACUACACCACACUGGCUCUCUCAGUAUAUAUAUAUAUAUACAUGCACCAACCCUUUAAAAUGCAGGUGGCUUUUGAGGAGGUGGCUGUGUAUUUCACCCAGCAGGAGUGGGCCUUGCUGGAUGCGAGCAAGCGAGCGCUUUACUGGGACGUCAUGCGGGAGAAUUACGAGCGCUGGGCUUCACUGAGUAAGUAUCCUGCCUGUUGUCUCUUCCCUUAUUAAACACUUGAGCCCUGGCAUCUUAAACUGGAUUUGUUUUUCUCUGCUACUUUUUAGCUUUAUUGAUAAUGGUGGGGAUUGUGAAUGCUGCCUUGGGUGUUUGUCACCUUUGAAGGUGACUCGGAAACUAAAAUUAAUCCAGAAUGCGGCAGCCGGACAGGUGACUGGGAGCGGCUGCCGAGACCACAUAACACCGGUCUUGAAAGACCUGCAUUGGCUCCCAGUACAUUUCCAAGCACAAUUCAAAGUGUUGGUGCUGACCUUUAAAGCCCUAAACAGCCUCGGCCCAGUAUACCUGAAGGAGCAUCUCCACCCCCAUCGUUCAGCCCAGACACUGAGGUCCAGCGCUGAGGGCCUUGUGGCGGUUCCCUCACUGUGAGAAGUGAGGUUACAGGGAACUAGGCAGAGGGUCCUCUUGAUAGUGGUGCCCACCCUGUGGAACGCCCUCCUAUCAGAAGUCAAAGAAAUAAACAACUAUCCGACAUUUAGAAGACAUCUGAAGGCAGCCCUGUUUAGGGAAGUUUUUAAUGUUUGAAGUUUUAUUUUGUUUUUAGUGUUCUGUUGGGAGCCGCCCAGAGUGGCUGGGGAAACCCAGCCAGAUGGGCGGGGUAUUGUCAGGGAACUGACAUCGGAGCGGGAGGCGAAGGGGAGGCUCCUAGAUGAUGCUGGAGAAGGACCCAGCAGCAGGGGGAGAAGCAGCUCAGUGGAGGGGGAAGCAUUUAAGCGCAACACCAGGAACAAAAGUGGGCAGAUGGGGGAAUCGGAGAGAGGGCUCCCGGACUCUUCACUGGAACUCAGUGAGGAGGGGACAGGUCCUCCGCUACCCACGCCCUCCCUGCGCAGAAGACUCGCGCGCAGUGAGAGGAGGAGGAGACUGGGUGUCAAACAACUCUUAUGUUGGAAGAGAUUCAAGAAACGCCCACUGACGGAUUCUGCCAGUGACUGAGCCAGUCACAAUUAGAAAGGGCUGUGCAGUCAGAAUGGUUUAACAAGGCAAAUUAGCCUAGAGAGGCACCAGUUUACGCACGAGUAACUCAUACUCAUCACAGGUAUCAAUAAUAAAAUUAUUAUUAUUAUUAUUAUUAUUAUUAUUAUUAUUGAGGGCGAUAUGGAGGGUGGUAGCCAACAAAGGGCUUCUGCUGGCACAAAUCCUCUUGGCUGUGCAGUGGAAAUUCCCCCACCUCCUCUGCCUGCACCCCUAAAUCUAUUCCUAGGGGUCCCCCAAACAUCCAAAGCAGAUUUGGGGCAGGUGCUGCAAGGAGAGAGGUGAGGGCAGAGAAAACCUGACUUUGCUGUUCCUUUUCUGCUGUUAGUUCCACCAUAUUGCCUAAUGUCCAGACUCUCUCUUUGCAGGUGUUUGCUAUCAACAAGGAAACCUUAAAUCUACGGAGCCUUGUGGGAGAUUGCUGAAAUAUUCCCGAGAAAGGGAAUCUCCAAGUCCCAAUCCCUGUCACAAGGAGGAGAAACAACCAGUGGAGAAGUUGGGCAAAACGGCCCCGUUCAAAGGGAGCAUCAGCGCUGCAAAAUGUCAUCCGGUCGACAUGGGAGAAAGGAAGGAUUCCUGUCCCAAGUGCGGGAAAAGCUUCUGUCACAAAUCGGCACUCACUGCACACCUGAGAAUCCACACGGGAGAGAAGCCGUACCAGUGCCACGAUUGUGGGAAAAGCUUCAAUCAGAGCUCAGCCCUGACUCAGCAUCAGAGGAUCCACACCGGGGAGAAACCCUACGCCUGCCUCAGCUGUGAGAAAAAAUUCAGUCAGAGCUCAGCACUCACUCAACAUCAGAGAAUCCACACCGGGGAGAGGGCUUACGCGUGCCUUGAUUGUGGGAAAAGCUUCAUUUACCAGUCGGCCCUCAUACGGCAUCGGAGAAUCCACACUGGAGAAAAAUGCUACAAGUGCCCUGACUGUGGGAAAGGCUUCAACCAAAGCUCCAACCUUAUUACACAUCAGAAAAUUCAUAUUGGUAGGGAAGUGUGGUUAACUGUCCCAUUGUCCCCUGAGGCCUGUUUAUCAAUCUCCUUUGGGUUAUAACAAAAUUGAUUCACUGAUGUGUUAUAUCUCACUAGAGAAUGUCCAGAGCAUGGAAAGAAAAUAUUAUGAUCCUGUAACCCACAAGCAUGGGGUAAAUAACAAAAGAAUCCAGCCAGGUGCCUGGAUUCAAAAUGUGGGGCUAAACUCACUCUUCAGCAGGAGAAAGCCCUCAGCUGCCGAGUUUAAACUCAUAAAAGUCAAGCAGCGGUAUAGUGUGGCUAAAUGUAGGCUGUUAAACCUUUUUAUCCCAUUUUGUCUGCUUGCAAACUCCUGUGGCAAUGAACAGAGGAGUUUUGUCCCUUUUCUACUCUCUCGCAGUGUUAAGUAAGUUUAAAAUGUUUUCCUUACAAAACGUUUCAAAGGUCACGUUCAUGCCUUUAUCCAAGUGGCACCAAGGAGAACACAUGCAGAAUACUAAUAGGUAGAAAAUACAAAAAGAUAGCUUCAGACUCAUGCUCUAAGCUUGGAGCAAAGCUUAGACACGUCUUCCUUUGUCAGUUACAUGGUGAGGAGAGAGAUGGAACAGGAAGAGAAGGCUUCACUUCCUCCCUUGUCAGAGAAGAGAGGGCAUGACCUAGCUGUGUCUAGGAAUCCAGCUCCGCUGUCUUAACCCUUUCAUGCACCAACUAGCACUUUCUGACUGCAGUUCCCACACAGAGGACUUCACAUGCAUUAUGGUCACGUGCACACCAUAUAUUUAAGCACUAAAAUACCACUCUAAGCAAUUAUGGCUUCCCCCAAACAGUUAUGGGAGCUGUAGUUUCUUAAGGGUCCUGAGACCCCCUGUGCCCCUCAAGGAGCCACAAUUCCCAUAGUAAUUUAACAAUCAAUUCUUCUUCCCAGGGAACUCUGGCAAUUGUAACCCUCUCAGGGAAUAAGGGUCUCCUAACAAUUCUCAGCUCUCCUUGGCGCACAAAUUGCCCCUGUUUUAGGGAUUUGCAGUUUCUACCCUACAUUUUACAUUCUCUCCCUUAACCUUUUCUUCUUCGUAUCCUAUAGGGAUACCUUGCAGGAGCAAGAAGAAGAUGCCUCAGCAGCAGGUUUGUGAGCCAUUAGAACCACCUGGAAUACUUUGUAGGGCAUUACAACGAGUUUCCCCUCACAAUCCUCAAGUGGAAAAAGAGAUUCGGAACCAGGGAAGCUUGCAGAGAAACCCCUCAGAGCAGGCCCAGGAUCAAGUCGUUUCUGGAACAGGUAGUUUCAUAUCUCAGAAAGAUGUCACGAUAAAGACAAGGCCAGCUAGGGUUAAGAGGCCCCUCGUAUGUCACGACUGUGGAAAGAACUUCAAGUACAGUUCCCAUCUGGUUAACCACCUGAGAAUACACACCGGAGAGAAACCUUACGUCUGCCCAGAUUGCGGAAACAGGUUCAUUCAGAACUCAGCCCUCAAGAGGCACCAGAGGAGCCACAGAGGCGACAGACCCUACGGAUGUUCUGACUGUGGGAAAACCUUUAGCCGGAACUCUCACCUGGCGAAACAUCGAGUGAUUCACACGGGAGAAAAACCUUACGAGUGCCUUGACUGCGGGAAGAAAUUCAGUGUCAAAAUGAACCUAGUGAUUCACCAACGGAUUCACACGGGAGAGAAGCCAUAUAUGUGCUUGGAGUGUGGGAAACGCUUCAGCCAGCGACCCCACUUUAUGAUCCACCAGAGAAUCCACACGGGAGAGAAACCUUACCAGUGCCCUGAAUGCGGGAAAAGCUUUCGUGUGAGUUCGCACCUUGUCGCACAUCAGAGAAUUCACGCGGGGAAGACGUCGUUCAUAUGUCCGGACUGCGGGAAAAACUUCAGCGGUAGCAAGCAGUUUAUUCAACAUAAGAUGUCCCAUCUCAUUGGAGAAAGCUAUCAGCUGCCCAUUGCAGCUGUAACCAUUAAGAGUGACCCAUUUGCCCCCAAUUCUGUAGGUCUAGAAGGCAGUGGCUACAGUCCUGGAGCGAAUCAGUGAAGUCCCAGCUGUGUUGGGCUAAAGCAAAGAAAGGGAAACCUUGAUAAACCCUGUCGCAUAACUGCAAAUGGUGAGAUCCGUUCUACAAUUAGAGCUUGAAGGGAAGGUGCCUGGAAAAAGGCAUUUUCACUCAAACUUCAAACCCUUUUGCUGUACUUGAGAGCCAAAUGUACCGGAUAGAGUGUUGGGCUUGGCCUGGUUUGGACAUGGAUAUUCAGCCAUGAUGCUUGCCGGUGACCUUGGACCAAUUGUCGUGUCAGCCUAACCUACCUCACAGGAUUGUUAGCAGGAUGAAAUGGAUAAAACCUUGUUGUAUAGACCAUCUCGAGUUGCUUGGAAGAGAAAGAUGAGGAUACAAAUACAGCCGUACCCUGGUUCUCAAACAAAACCUGUUCUGGAAGUCUGUUCGACUUCCGAAAACCAAGGCGCAGCUUCUGAUUGGCUGCAGGAGCUUCCUGCACUCAAUCGGAAGCCACGUCGGAAGUUCGGCUUCCAAAAAAGUCUGCAAACUGGACCCCCCACUUCAGGGUUUGUGGCGUUUGGGAGCCAAAAUGUUCGAGUUGCAAAGCGUUUGAGAACCAAGGUACAACUGUACAAUAAAUAAACAAGCAAACUACCGUAUUUUCCGCUCUGUAACACGCACCCAACCAUAACACGCACGUAGUUUUUAGAGGAGGAAAAUCCGUAGGCAUGCCACCCGUAGGCAUUCCCUCCAUAACACGCACAGACAUUUCCCCUUACUUUCUAGGAGGAAAAAAGUGAGUGUUAUGGUGCAAAAAAUACGGUAUGUACCAUUCCCAGAUAUCAGGUAGAAUUGUCAGGUGACCCCUUCCCAAUCCACGAAUACCAUCAAUGGAUGGUGGUUUCCUGACUAGGGUCACAUUUAAAGCAUCAACGGUCAUGGCUUCUCCCAAAGAAUCCUGGGAGCUGUCAUUUGUUAAGGGUGCUGAGAGUUGUAGGGGACUCCCUAUUCCCCUCACAGAACUACAUUUGAAGAGGGACUUACGGUUAAGCCACUCUGAGAACUGUAGCUCUGUGAGGAGAACUGGGGUCUCCUAAGAAUUCAGCAGCCUUAAGAAACUACAGCUCCCAGAAUUCUUUGGGGGAAGCCAUUUUAAAGCGCCAUGGCCCUACUUAAAUGCAUGGUGCGAAUGUGGCCUAGAUUGUCCUGACCACCGCGCUCUUUUCAAGCAGCAGGGAGCAUAAUCCUGAAGUCCUUGGCCUAAUAACCUCAUAUGGGUGGGAGGAGCCUGGAUGGAGAGGAGGAGGCUGGGGGGAAAUGAGAGGAGAAAGCCAAAACAGAUGGAGUGAUGGAAGGGGGAGAAGGGGAGUCCCCUACAUGUGUGGGAAUGUUCAGGGAGGCAGAAGAGGAUAUAUUGUUUAUUAAUAUCCUUCCUAACUUGCGCUAGCAAGUUCCUUUAGUUAGCAAAGUUUACAUUCCCCUUUUAACAUGCGCAGCAGAUAGCUGGUUGCAGGUUUGUGUAAGCCUCUCACUAUCAUAUAAUUCAGUAUUGAAUUGUAUGUUCCUGGUAAGUUCCUUUUUAUCCCUCUUAAAAGAAUAAACACACAACAAUCUUAUUUAAAGUCAAUAAAAGUUGUUUACUCAUGUCAGUUCACAGUUGGAUCCCUGAAGGCAAACUUAGAUACAAAUAUAUACAUGUGGAUCUACACCAUAUGGAGGAAUGAUCACAGCCUCUGCUAGCUGAGAAGCCCAAGCUAGAAGCCGGUCAAACAAAGAAGGAAGUGAAAAAGAGAGCGUGUGGCAACAUGCCUUGUCCUUUUGUUACCUGGACAGGUAAGGUCACGCCCACCUCUAGUCACAUGCAAAGGAAGGAUGUUCCAGCCAGGAGGAAACAGGAGGUUUUCGACUGGCUGGACCAAACAUUCCACCGCAUGUCCACUCUAGGAAAACAAGGAAUGUUGUGCUUGACUGCUCUCAGUGGAUUACAUCCCACAACAAGUGACCCAUUCAGACCUAUAUUCUCUCUACAAAGUGUCUUCCCCGCUGGUGUGUGAGGAGGGAGGACAUCAGGGGAGAUGGAGGAGCAGUGGCAAAACCUCAAGAUUUAGAAUGGCACUUUCCUUUCUCAUCAGAUGCUUCAGGUGGCAGAGGGAACUGCAAAGGCACAGGCACCAGGGAUUCCCACCCCCAGUGAACCAACCCAGUGGCGAGCCAGAGAACCAAAGCAACUUUCUGGGAAGAGCAGGUGUGGGUGGGGAAGGUUGGAGGUGAUGAGAUUUUAAGAGAAAGGAGGGCCCAUAGGUGAGCAGAAUCCUGGCCUUCCUACCACAGGGGGGAGGGACGCGCCAAGUCUCUCCUCCAGGAAAGAGAUAGGUUUAGUUUGUUAGGAUAUUUCCGUUCCACCUUAAAAGGGAGCAGGCUUUGUGAGUCACAGAGUCUGCGCAUUUCCUGUUCACAGGAAGUUUAUGUUUUCUAUUGCUUUCGUUUUCUCUCUGUGUCGUAGACACUGAAGCAGGCAGUCAUGUUUUCUUUGUUCUGAUCAACGCUGAAUAAAACUUGUAAAUAAUGCUCUCCUGAGUGCGACUUUUGCUGUGCAUUAUCUGCUGAUAGAGCGUGCAUGAGCUCUGGACUGUGGCAGGCUAUUUCUGGAGCUCAUGUCGCUAAUUGCUGAUACUGCGUGUCUACGGGAGAUCGAUGGACGUCCGGACACGGCUUGGAGGCCAUGAUGGACUUUAUCUCCCUGGCAGUAUCCCAACAACAGGUUAUGGGCCCAGAUUCAUGGCACUUACAGGAGAGUAAGACUGCAACGGACUGCUGAGAGGUAUGUGGAGG
Podarcis lilfordi (Lilford's wall lizard) is the source of this 11562-nucleotide messenger RNA. The record is from the annotation of a GenBank genome assembly. NCBI's taxonomy places the organism in Eukaryota, Metazoa, Chordata, Lepidosauria, Squamata, Lacertidae.